ACCUCUAAUAUUCAAUCUUCUAACCACUCAUUCAUUCACUAUGUUUUUCCAUAAUUGCAGGCGAUGGACAAAGAUUGGGAAACAUGGCUAGACGCAACAAGGGUAUUGUUGGGUGCCAUACUAGUAAAUGAUUGUCAGCCACACAGCAUUCCCAUUGUUCGGGAGGAACUUGGGAAAUGGAGCAAGAAAGAGUACGAGCCAAAGGUGGUGUCGAUCGGGCCCCGGUUCAAGGGAAGAAAGGAACUUCUACCAAUGGAAGAGAUCAAGUUGCGUUGCAUGCUGCACCUUUUAAAUAGAAAACCAGACAUUGAUCCCAUGGAAACUAUACAAGUCUAUAUGAGAUACAUCUUGACGUUAGACGCAGCUGUUCGCACUAGCUAUGGGGAACAAAUCGAUUUGGACAGCUACGGUCUAGCCACCAUUAUGUUACACGACGCUUGCUUUCUCUUAGAGCUUUUCAUUUCUCAAUCAGUGGAAUGGAAUUCAAAGCUACCACCCAACGAUGACACAUUCCCUCCUAGCCCAGCAGCUCAACUCGGGAAUAUGGAACUCAUCUUGAGCGAUCUCACCUUAUUCAAAGAUACCCUUUUUUGUUCUUUUUAACGUCUUCGCUAUGUUUUUUCCCCAUCUC
Messenger RNA from Cajanus cajan (pigeon pea), 631 nucleotides. The record is from RefSeq and is a predicted model, not a curated record. NCBI's taxonomy places the organism in Eukaryota, Viridiplantae, Streptophyta, Magnoliopsida, Fabales, Fabaceae.